Cylicostephanus goldi is the source of this 1317-nucleotide messenger RNA. Lineage: Eukaryota; Metazoa; Nematoda; Chromadorea; Rhabditida; Strongylidae. The record is from the annotation of a GenBank genome assembly.
CUGUGUUUUAUUACAGUGCUAACACCAAAGUCCGAAGCACUGAUUAGGAGAAGAGCAGGAAGGGAUUUGAAAACGUCAUCUAAUCGUCGUCGAGUGUCGGAACCUCUGACGCAGAAUCCUUCAUCACUUUGGAAGGGUUUGACUGUUGAGCGGGAUCCUUUCAAUCCUGGGGAGUUGUUCGAGCCUGCUGGAAUUAGGCGCGAAAAUUUUGUUGGUGGGGGUGCUCAGUUCAUCAGUUUCGAUCAGUGCUUUCGCGCUACGACGCCAGAAAGUAUCAGCAACGAUCCAGUUUCUUGUGAAAGUGACGCAGAGAUUUUAUCGAAAGAAGUUAUUGAAAGUUUGUUCUCCGGGAUUGCUUUAACACCUCCUGGGACUGAUCCCAAAGAUCGUUCUUCCACUUUUUGGAAGCCAGAGCAAAGUAAAGCAGCUCGAUCUUUGUAUAUGGAUCAGUGGAACACCCCUGAAUACUCUCCGAAGCAUCUCCCAUCGGCACUCGGAGUCGAAAAUGUGGCUUCAAAAGGCGAUGGAUCUGAGAAAGCGGUCCCAAUCUCGGAUGCGCCGGCGCAGUCGACGUCGUAUUCCAGUGCGCCAGAUUUACCCAAAAAUCUUUGUGGAGAUGCCGCGGAUAGCGAUAGCGAUGAAAAGGAUUCUUGGGAGAACCUUGAUGAUACGAAAUUGGAGCAGCAGGUAAAAGCGUUGAAGCUGGAAGUCGCUGCCAAGGCUGCAAAACCUCGUAUCAAUUACUUCGCCCCUCCUAUUGUUACUCACUCUUCGUCGUGGGAUCCUUCGUUUCUGGGUCAUGUCUUGGAAGCUUAUGACAUUCCCGAAUAUAAAUUGGCCGAAGACGUAACUAAUGCUCUGGCAUCCACCGAUUGGGGUAAUGCAGUCGUAAAAUGGUUAGAGCGGAAAUUGGUUUUCGUCGUUUUUGCCAGUGAACGACAAGCCAAAGACGCUCUGGUCCUUCACAAACACCAGUGGCUGCGUCUUCGACCGCUCUCAAAGUCUCCGGCACAUGUUCAAGAAAAAGCCAAAGAGAUCCAGGGGCAGCUGAGGCCCGCUAGGGCUCGCCCGAAAACUAACGCAGUCGUUGCGCGUCGCAUGGUGGAACACACUCUUGGGUUGCGUUCUUCAAUAUCAAAGGAACAGCGCGAGGCUGAAAGAAAGCAGCUGUCAGAUGCAAGAGGUAUGAUCGCUAUGCCGUGUUCACUCCAGGCAACUGCAAACAUAGUCUGGUAUCAUGUUAUACCCUUUCGAGUAAGAACAUGCCAUUUAUCAGCAGAACGGCAGAUGUUUUCUAACACCUACAUGCUCAUAUGA